AUGAAUAAUAAUCAGAAUUUAUCUAUUGUUAAAUAUUCUUAUCUUAAAAUUCUUCGUAUUCGACAAGUUCAUGAUGAUUAUAUCGAAGAAUUUCUUUUUCAUACAAAAACAUAUUUUGAAAAUAUUCUUCUUGAUGUUAAUUAUAAAGCAUUAGAAAGAGUAACAGAGAAUUUUACAAGAGAUGAUACACGAAUUAAUUCAGCCAAAAUAAAUGAAAUAUAUUUAUUUGGAGAUGUAAAAUAUCCGAGAUUUUUACAUGAUUAUUUUCCUUUUGCAAAAAUACAUUGA
Rotaria sp. Silwood2 is the source of this 288-nucleotide messenger RNA. Lineage: Eukaryota; Metazoa; Rotifera; Eurotatoria; Philodinida; Philodinidae. The record is from the annotation of a GenBank genome assembly.